This is a messenger RNA of Echinostoma caproni, 1383 nucleotides long. NCBI's taxonomy places the organism in Eukaryota, Metazoa, Platyhelminthes, Trematoda, Plagiorchiida, Echinostomatidae. The record is from the annotation of a GenBank genome assembly.
AUGAGACAAGAGGUGCAAGAAGAGGCUGCACUAAAACGACAGCGGAAAGAAGAGGAGUUGAUUCGACUGGAAAUGAUACGUGUGCGCAAAGAACUUGAAGCCGAGAAAAAUCGUGCGAGUCGUGAAAGAUGUCGUCAGUGGCUGACAAAUGAGAACGAAGUUGCGCAGUACGCAGAGAGUACAAUUCCAUCUACAAGGAUUUCCAACCGGAACAUCAACGCAUCGCCAGAUUUCGACCGAAGUUCAUCCAAUUCUCGUAGUUCCGAUGACGACAAGUCCUGUUCUCACCCGUCAUCGAGGAAUCCCGUACCUGACACAAAUGAAAACGUUUUGCCGAGAUUACAGUUUUCCACGGAAACACGCACGUUUCUGCACAAAUGUUUGACCGCCUGGAACCGUCUAGUGCAACAGUCAUACGUUCGCUCGAAAGCCGCAACGGUGAGGUACGAACUACGGCUACAGCGCUCGGUGCUACGCGCGUGGAAAUCAAUGGUCAUCCGGGUUCGUCUUAGCAAAGAGAUAGAACUGGCAGAGAUUGAAGCCAAGCAACUAGAGCGUCUGGAAGCACAGGCCAGUGAUUUUCGUGAGCAACACCUCAAGCGAAUCUGCUUUUUCAAAUGGCAAGAAUCGAUAAAGUUGCAUAAAAUGAGACAAGAACACACCGAACGUGAUCAGCAUCGUCGUGCCAGAGAACGAGAAUUCCUGGAACAAUUGCGUUCCAGACCACCAAAGGAGGAUUUAAUGCUUUUGAAAAAAGUGGAAGAUAAUACAAAUACGCAAUUGGUUCUGCGUAAAGAGUGCACAGUUCAAAUUAAGCUAUUGAUCAGCUGCAUCAGAAAAGCCAAUUUAGCUAUGGGAUUAUGCGAUGAACGUAUGGAUGAGUCAAGAAUGGAACAGCAAGCAGUAGAAAGAGCUCGACUGAAAGCCGAACGAGAGGAGCGCAGAAGACUGGCCGAAGCAAAACGAAAAGAAGAAGAAGCUCGACAGUUGGAGGAGGAAGCAAAACGUAUCAAGGAAGAAAGACAUGCCAUAUUGGAGGCCCAAAGAGCAAAAAAACGCGAAGAGGAGGAAGCAUGUGAACUAACUCGGCAAACGGAGGAAAGAGCUUAUGCAUGGUACGAACAACAACUGAUGCGUCGUAUCUUAUCUUACUGGUCGAAUCAUGUGACUGAGAUUAGACUAUGGGAGUGGCAACUGGAAGAUGUAGCAGAGACGCACUGGCUAUGUUCAUUGAAACAACGCUGCAUCACCGCGUGGCGUCAUUAUCCGCAAUUAAUGCACGAGGAACGGGAGAGAGAGCGAAGACUGGAACGCCUCAGAUCCAAAUUGCGUGAUGUUGUACCGGACUUUAGUCCCCCCAAAUCCGAAAACAGUCCCUUAUGA